GUUCAUUCCUUCAUUCGUUGCACCUCUUCCAUGGUGAAUGUCGUCAACUUUUUCCCAGCGCACGCACAAAGACAUGUCACGGAACAGGAGAGGACACAACUCGUCAUCGAGAACUCGUCCAGUGUUCUGGUGAUGGACCUUCCAUUGCGAUACAUAUUCCAGUACGCUCUGAACCAUUUGCGAGGAGACGAGGGCCAUGAGCAGGAAGGAGCACCUUCGCGGAGACAACAACGAACUGUCCUGAUCGUGACCGAGUCCAAGGCCAGGUUACGGGCAUGGAUGCGUCAAGAGCGCCAGCUCUAUGCGGGCGAGCAAUCGAACCAGACACCGAUCGCAGGAGAUAGCUCAGUAGCCAGCCCAGACUCUUCAAUGGACCCUUGGCGGCACUUGUUUCCUUCCGAGCGCGGUUCCGACGUCCAGGAUGAGUUCAACACCGCGACCCAGACCCAGACCCAAACCCAAACCCAAACCCAGACCCAAACGAGUGUGCCUCCGGAGGUACCAAUGCAACUCGAUAGCCAAAAAAGCCAGGACAAGGAAGCCAGGAUGGACUACACAAAGGCCACGUCAGGGACGGGUGAUAGCAACCCGGCACAAUCCAGUAACGACAAAUUCCAGCCGGAACUUUGGUCCAGGAUCCAGAUACGGUACGCGCCCACCGUAGAGCAUGUCCAGUCUCUAUUUCGAUGCCUGCAUCUGGAUUCCGAGUCGACUCAAGGUCGGACGUUUGGACAUAGCGCGGAGGGUCGUUGCCAUAGCCCGACUGUUGACGAACAUGGUGUAGAGCAGGAUUCGGAUUACCAGGCCAUUCCGCCGACACUUGUCAUGUUGGUCGGGUGCUUUCCAGACCGGAUUCUAGAUAUCGGAGGUGGCCAGUUCUCGGCAUCAUCGCUUUGUGUGCUGCCGACUCAUCUGCCUUAUAAUAGAGCGAUGGUCCAUGUUACCGAGGGUGAGGGUCAUGUAGAGGAAUAUGUUGAGCCGUCGACGUCCAUAUAUACGCAGCAGGAACCGGACCGAAAACGAGAGCAAGGGCAAGGAGGAGAGGGGGAGGAGCAGGAGCAGGAGCAGGAAAGGGGUAAAGUUCAACAAGGCCAGAGUAAUCAGCAGCAAGAGCUAGGACAAGGGCAAGAGAAAGGAAAAGGGGACCAGGAGCAGCAGCGGCAGCAGGAGAACCAGGGCCAGGAAGAAGAACAAGGGAAACAACACGAACGAGAGCAGGAGCAGGAGCAGGAGCAGAAUCGUGAAUAUGACGCAUUGCAAUAUUCCCAGGCAUACUCAUCCUUCGCACAGCGGACGGUAACACCCCUACAAGCCCUGGCAACGAGAUUCGCGGACGAAAACCGUGAGCGCUUAGAAUACAUCAAAGUAGUAAGCCAGGCUAUGAGCGAGGUCAAGGAUGGCCAACAGUGGCUCGAGCGAGCGUCCGGACAAAAAAUAGGGGUGAUGAUAUUCGAGAACACUGAGCCUUUACAUCAGAACCCACAGAGUGUCUCAAGACUACCCCCCUCCGCACGAGAGCAAUGGCUUCAAAAGGUCAUUGGAUUCUGGAUAGAUGCCACGAUAGUGGUUGAGCAACAGGAGCGACAUCUCCAAGAUGAAGAUGAGGAAUACGAACAGCAGCAGAUGUAUAACCAGGAAACGAUUGCAGAAGGUGAUUCACCCACCAAACCCGUGAGUCCGGAUGAUGAGGCAUCCAAAGAUUCCCUAUGUCUUUGGGUACGAACCCAGAGCAGUGUUGUUCAAGCAGAGGAGUCUCGGAAAAUCAAAGACAUGAAAUAUGGUUCACCUAAUGCGGCAUCUGUGGGCGCAGUCGUUGGGUUGCACUGGGAUUAUGAUCCGACCGAAAGCCGAUUUUGCUUUGAAGUGGUGCCAUAAUACGAUUUGAAUAAAAAAAAA
Messenger RNA from Gamsiella multidivaricata, 1896 nucleotides. RefSeq lists its product as uncharacterized. Bases 31 to 1875 code for a protein of 614 amino acids. The transcript has 3 exons. The record is from RefSeq and is a predicted model, not a curated record. NCBI's taxonomy places the organism in Eukaryota, Fungi, Mortierellomycota, Mortierellomycetes, Mortierellales, Mortierellaceae.